Messenger RNA from Saprolegnia parasitica CBS 223.65, 437 nucleotides. RefSeq lists its product as hypothetical. The transcript is spliced from 2 exons. The annotation marks the transcript as partial. Lineage: Eukaryota; Oomycota; Saprolegniomycetes; Saprolegniales; Saprolegniaceae. The record is from RefSeq and is a predicted model, not a curated record.
AUGGUGUCGCAUGUUGACACGGCGUCGACUAUGACGGCGACGUUCGUCGAGUCCGGUCGGGUUUGCGUCCCUCGUGGCUGCGCACAUCGCGUGGACGAGCAAAAGUCUCGUGCCCUCCUCGGUCUGCGUCAAGCGGUCGACGCUACGAACCCCGCUCGUCUUGCUCUUCGACUCCAAACAGUUGUCGCCACGGCUCACGCCGUGCCGAGCCGCGUCAAGCGCACCCAAACGCUCAGCUCGAUCUCGGAAGGCAGGGCGAGUGAUGGCCGGCGCGCCGUGGUGCGGCGGCUUCCUUCGACAAAAGAACUUUUUGAGAAAGUGCGUCCGGGGCUCGUCGCUACGGGGGUGCCCGUGUCCCUGCCCGCGAACCGGCGCUGGCGCGUUGGCUUGUACAUUGUCUACGCUGCCGUCGCACGCGCGCUGCUGGUGCUGGCGAC